Quercus lobata is the source of this 2260-nucleotide messenger RNA. RefSeq names its product ROP binding protein kinases 2 (gene RBK2). The transcript is spliced from 9 exons. Gene Ontology annotation, molecular function: protein kinase activity; ATP binding. NCBI's taxonomy places the organism in Eukaryota, Viridiplantae, Streptophyta, Magnoliopsida, Fagales, Fagaceae. The record is from RefSeq and is a predicted model, not a curated record. Gene Ontology annotation, biological process: protein phosphorylation. The coding region runs from base 359 to 1840 and encodes 493 amino acids.
ACUCUCUCUUUCACUUUCAGUUCGGGGUGGUGCUAAGUUUAAGGUUCGAGAGUACAAGUCGCUAUACAGCUUUCCCCACAUGUCACUACCCCAGUAAAGCAGAGCAGCGAUUCUCACGGACCCAUGUAAAAGAAAGAGAGAAAAAGACAGAGACUUUUUUUCCCCCACAAAAUGACUAAAAUCUUAAACAAAUAUUAUGAUGCUUUGCCAUAUUAGCUUCUGAAUUUGGAAUUAUAGAAGGGAAAGUAAAUAAAUUAAACACAUUGGUGUACACAUAGUAGCAGUUUCUUUGUUGUGUUUCUUUCACUGUAUAUCACAUUGUUUCUGGUUUGCUUUCUCUUUCUUCUCUUGUCUGUCCAUGGAGAAUGGUAGAGGAGCUUCUUCAUCAUGGUAUGCCUGUGUUCUCCUUCAUGUUCUCUCAGUAGGUGUGGUUGAUAAUGCUGCUGGCAACAAACCAAAACAAAUCCAGACAGAUGGCACUCCUAAGGUAAAAUUUAGAAGACAAGGCAGUCUGCUUCCUUCUGCUGCUUCUGCCCAAGACUUGAGAUGUUUAGACAUGGAAAAGGAAAAAGAAGAUGUGUCAUCUCCUAGAGGCGUUUUAGAAGCCUGCAUUAGAGGAUCAGAAUCUGAUGGUGGUUCUUCCAAAAACAGCUCUACUGAAAUUGAAAUCCGUGGCCCAAGUUCUAGUUGGAGCAGAUUCUUCAAAAUAUGGAAGAAAGGACCAAUUAAGCGCUUAGCCUCCUUCCCUCCUCUUGGUGUCCCAAAGAUAUCAAAAGGAAAAAGCAAGAGCUCAAGGGAAAAUUCAGAACUGAGUAAUUUACACAACAUCAAGUCUUCACUGGUGAACUUCAGCCUCUCUGAACUCCAAACUGCAACCCAAAAUUUUAGCAGUGAAAAUUUAAUUGGAAAGGGUGGUUAUGCUGAAGUUUACAAGGGUCGUUUGCAAGAUGGGAAGCUGAUAGCAGUAAAGCGGCUGACAAAGGGAACAGCUGAUGAGAGAACAUCAGGAUUUUUGUCUGAGCUUGGCAUUAUAGCCCACAUAGAUCAUCCUAAUACUGCUAAGUGGAUUGGGUGUGGCAUCGAAGGAGGAAUGCACCUUAUUUUUGAAUUAUCUCCACUGGGGAGCCUAGGAUCUCUUCUUCACGGUUCAACGGAUUAUAAACUAGAUUGGAGUAAAAGGUAUAAAAUUGCUUUGGGAACAGCAGAUGGUUUGUUGUAUCUUCAUGAGAGUUGUCAGAGGCGAAUCAUUCAUAGAGAUAUCAAAUCAGAUAAUAUUCUGCUUACAGAGGAGUUUGAGCCGCAGAUUUGUGAUUUUGGGCUUGCAAAGUGGCUACCCAAACAAUGGACUCACCACAGUGUACCAAAAUUUGAAGGCACAUUUGGCUAUUUUGCUCCUGAAUACUUCACGAAUGGCAUAGUAGAUGAGAAAACUGAUGUUUUUUCCUUUGGGGUUCUACUUUUGGAGCUUAUAACCGGGCGUCGAGCUUUGGAUCAGUUACAGCAAAGCCUUGUGAUUUGGGCCAAGCCUUGGCUUGAUAAAAAUGAUAUGAAGGAGCUUGUUGAUCCUUCUCUUGGUGAUAAUUACAAUACAGAAGAAAUGGAUCGUGUGGUUUUAACCGCCUCUAUGUGCAUUGAACAGUCUCCCAUCCUACGUCCUCGAAUGAAUCAGGUCGUGAUACUGCUAAGAGGUGAGGAAUUUGUAUCAAAUUGUUCAACAGGAUGUAAAAGGAGGUCAUUCCAAAGAACAUACUCUGAAGAGCUGUUGGAUGUACAGGAAUACAACUCAACAAAGUAUCUGAGUGACCUCAAACGACAUGAGCAGGUUGCUUUCAGUUCUUGAAAGCAAUAGAGAAAAAAACUAUGGUAUAUAGUAGGUAUAAAAGUUCCUGUAAAUCUUUUAAGGGAAAAAGGAGACCCAAAAAAAGUUCCUCAUGAUUUUGCAGUUCUGAGGGGUAUUUGGAAGUCCCAUGGAAAUGAAUUCAUAGUAUUGUUUUCCACUGCAUUUGAAAGCAAUAGCUCAUCCUUUAGACUGGGAUCAUUACCAACAGGGAAAGUGAUCAUCAAAUAUGUUUACGAACGUUGGGGUCUUUUGUAAACAGUCUCGAGUCUCAAGUGUGAUCAUUUCCAUAAACUGUUGUAUAGGUCUUAUUUCAAAUGUAAUGAAACUUGAACACCAGGAUUGGCUAGCUUCAAAUUCCAUGUAAAACAUUGUGGAAUGACUUCAUUUUCAAUGGACGCCCAAACAACCUUCUUUCAGUGU